CAAGUUCAAAUUUUGACAAGACUCGUGACUCAUCUUCUUCAUCAUCCCUUCUCCCUUCUUCCCCUUCCCCUCCAUAGUCUUUCUAUUUAUAUAUAUCAGACAGAGAAGCCUCUCUUCAGCCAAACUCACCGCAGUUCACAACCAUGGCUGCAACGAGAAGAAAGGAACUCUCCUCUCUCCCAACCAAAGUGGCUGCUUGCGAGACGGCGACGUGCUAUGUUGCGUUGUGCCUUGUCGCGCUCAUCCUCGUUAACGUGCUAAACGAGAGCGCGUCGGCGGUUGCCGGAGCGGAAGCCGAGAUGGUGCGGGGGCAGAAAUUCGGCGGCCGGCGGCGGCCGUGCGACGAGAUAUAUGUGGUGGAGGAAGGGGAGACGCUGCACACCAUCAGCGAUAAGUGCGGCGACCCCUAUAUAGUUGAGCAGAACCCUCAUAUACAUGAUCCGGAUGAUGUAUAUCCUGGCCUUGUUCUGAAGAUUACCCCUUCUUAUCCCAGUAAGACUACUUAGAGAAAUUAGAUAGGAAAGAAAUUUCUCUGCAAUUCUUGAUCAUCUUUCAUUUUUACAGGAGUUGUAAGGUUUAAUUUGUGUUCAUCACUCCUUGUAAUUAAUAUAGAAAUGAAUAUAAAUCUGAAUGAAAGAUGAUUGAAGAAGAUAAAGAAUUUAUGCGAAAUUCUGUCCGAAAUUACUUGUAAGGUUUUCUGUUGGAGAUCGAGGUGAGGUUUGUUCUAUGUAUUUGCAGUAGAAGUUGUACGUUACAGAUACAUAUAUGGAUUAUCGAUCUGGCUUUUUUAUGGUUGAA
Dendrobium catenatum is the source of this 798-nucleotide messenger RNA. RefSeq lists its product as uncharacterized. Bases 144 to 506 code for a protein of 120 amino acids. The transcript has a single exon. The record is from RefSeq and is a predicted model, not a curated record. NCBI's taxonomy places the organism in Eukaryota, Viridiplantae, Streptophyta, Magnoliopsida, Asparagales, Orchidaceae.